Messenger RNA from Propithecus coquereli (Coquerel's sifaka), 6922 nucleotides. RefSeq names its product low density lipoprotein receptor-related protein 1B (gene LRP1B). NCBI's taxonomy places the organism in Eukaryota, Metazoa, Chordata, Mammalia, Primates, Indriidae. The transcript has 46 exons. The coding region runs from base 1 to 6381 and encodes 2126 amino acids. Gene Ontology annotation, molecular function: calcium ion binding; protein binding. The record is from RefSeq and is a predicted model, not a curated record.
AUGUUUUGGACCAACUGGAAUGAACAGCAUCCAAGUAUCAUGAGAUCUACCCUGACUGGGAAAAAUGCUCAAGUGGUGAUCAGUACAGACAUACUCACUCCAAAUGGACUCACCAUUGACCACCGUGCAGAAAAGUUAUAUUUCUCAGACGGCAGCCUAGGAAAAAUUGAAAGGUGUGAAUAUGAUGGAUCUCAGAGAUUUGUGAUUGUCAAGUCUGGGCCAGGGACUUUCCUCAGUCUGGCUGUUUAUGACAAUUAUAUCUUCUGGUCAGACUGGGGAAGAAGAGCUAUCCUGCGUUCCAACAAGUACACAGGAGGAGACACAAAAAUCCUUCGUUCUGAUAUUCCACAUCAACCAAUGGGAAUCAUAGCUGUUGCCAAUGACACCAAUAGCUGUGAACUUUCUCCAUGUGCAUUAUUGAAUGGAGGUUGCCAUGACCUGUGCCUUUUAACUCCCAAUGGGAGAGUGAAUUGUUCUUGCAGAGGGGACCGAAUAUUGCUAGAUGACAACAGAUGUGUGACUAAAAAUUCCUCCUGCAACAUUUAUUUGGAGUUCGAAUGUGGAAAUGGUGAAUGCAUUGACUAUCAGCUCACCUGUGAUGGCAUUCCUCAUUGUAAGGAUAAAUCAGAUGAAAAACUGCUCUACUGUGAAAACAGAAGCUGUCGAAGAGGUUUCGAGCCCUGCUACAAUCGUCGCUGCAUUCCUCACGGCAAGUUAUGUGAUGGUGAAAAUGACUGUGGAGACAACUCUGAUGAGUUAGACUGUAAAGUUUCAACCUGUGCCACUGUUGAGUUCCGCUGUGCAGAUGGGACUUGCAUUCCAAGAUCAGCACGAUGCAACCAGAACAUAGAUUGUGCAGAUGCUUCGGAUGAAAAGAACUGCAAUAAUACAGACUGCACACAUUUUUAUAAACUUGGAGUGAAAACCACAGGGUUCAUAAGAUGUAAUUCUACCUCACUGUGUGUUCUGCCAACUUGGAUAUGCGAUGGGUCUAAUGACUGUGGAGACUACUCAGAUGAAUUAAAGUGUCCAGUUCAAAACAAACACAAAUGUGAAGAAAAUUAUUUUGGUUGUCCUAGCGGAAGAUGCAUUUUGAAUACCUGGCUAUGCGACGGUCAGAAAGAUUGUGAGGAUGGGCUUGAUGAGUUCCACUGUGGUGCCGUAACCUGUGCUGCCGACAUGUUCAGCUGCCAGGGCUCCCACGCCUGUGUGCCCCGACAUUGGCUUUGUGAUGGUGAAAGGGACUGUCCAAAUGGAAGCGAUGAGCUUUCCACAGCCGGCUGUGCUCCCAAUAAUACAUGUGAUGAAAACGCUUUCAUGUGCCAUAAUAAAGUAUGCAUUCCCAAGCAAUUUGUUUGUGACCAUGAUGAUGACUGUGGAGAUGGCUCUGAUGAGUCACUACAGUGUGGAUACCGACAGUGUGGUGCAGAAGAAUUUAGUUGUGCCGAUGGGCGAUGUGUUCUAAGUACUCAAUGGCAAUGUGAUGGUGACUUUGACUGCCCUGACCAUUCUGAUGAAGCACCUUUAAACCCAAAGUGCAAAACUGCAGAACAGUCAUGCAACAGUUCAUUUUUUAUGUGCAAAAAUGGCAGGUGCAUUUCCAAUGGAGGUCUUUGUGACAAUAAGGAUGACUGUGGUGAUGGUUCAGAUGAGAGAAACUGCCAUAUAAAUGAAUGUUUGAGUAAGAAAGUCAGUGGGUGUUCUCAAGAUUGCCAGGACCUUCCAGUAAGUUACAAGUGCAAAUGCUGGCCUGGAUUCCAACUGAAGGAUGAUGGUAAAACAUGUGUAGACAUUGACGAAUGCUCUUCAGGUUUUCCCUGUAGCCAGCAGUGCAUCAAUACAUAUGGUACCUACAAGUGCCUCUGUACAGAUGGAUAUGAAAUACAACCUGAUAACCCAAACGGCUGCAAAUCACUCUCAGAAAAAAAUAUUAUUGGUGAUGUGGACAAUCAGCAAAAAAUGUUUCCUGAAUUCAUCAAGAAUGGAUUAAACAAUGUUAUUGCUAUAGAUUUUGAUUACAGAGAAGAAUUCAUCUAUUGGAUUGAUUCUAGCCGACCCAAUGGCAGCCGCAUAAAUAGAAUGUGUUUAAAUGGAAGUGACGUUAAGGUAGUGCAUAACACAGCCGUCCCCAAUGCACUCGCUGUCGAUUGGAUUGGAAAAAACCUCUAUUGGUCUGACACAGAAAAAAGGAUCAUUGAAGUAUCCAAACUCAAUGGCUUGUACCCUACUAUACUCGUUAGCAAAAGGCUGAAGUUUCCCAGGGACCUGUCUUUAGAUCCUCGAGCUGGGUAUUUGUAUUGGAUUGACUGCUGUGAGUAUCCUCACAUUGGCCGUGUUGGCAUGGAUGGAACCAAUCAGAGUAUUGUCAUAGAAACCAAGAUUUCUAGGCCUAUGGCGCUAACGAUAGAUUAUGUCAACCACAGACUUUACUGGGCUGAUGAAAAUCACAUUGAAUUUAGCAACAUGGAUGGAUCUCAUAGACACAAAGUCCCUAAUCAAGAUAUUCCAGGGGUGAUUGCACUAACAUUGUUUGAAGACUACAUCUACUGGACUGAUGGGAAAACCAAGUCACUCAGCCGUGCCCAUAAAACAUCGGGAGCAGACAGACUCUCACUGAUUAACUCAUGGCAUGCCAUCACAGAUAUCCAGGUGUAUCAUUCUUAUAGACAACCUGAUGUCUCGAAACAUCUCUGCAUGAUAAAUAAUGGUGGUUGCAGUCAUUUGUGCCUUUUAGCCCCUGGAAAGACCCACACCUGUGCAUGUCCCACCAACUUCUAUCUUGCAGCUGAUAACAGGACUUGCUUAUCCAACUGCACAGCCAGUCAGUUUCGUUGCAAAACUGAUAAAUGUAUUCCAUUCUGGUGGAAAUGUGACACUGUGGAUGAUUGUGGCGAUGGAUCUGAUGAACCCGAUGACUGUCCUGAAUUUAAAUGUCAGCCAGGCCGAUUUCAGUGUGAGACUGGACUCUGUGCUCUGCCCGCUUUCAUCUGUGAUGGAGAGAAUGAUUGUGGAGACAAUUCUGAUGAACUCAACUGUGACACACAUGUCUGCCUGUCAGGUCAGUUUAAGUGUACCAAGAACCAAAAAUGUAUCCCGAUAAACCUUAGAUGUAAUGGACAAGAUGAUUGUGGUGAUGAGGAAGAUGAAAGAGACUGCCAUAAAAAGACCUGUGGACCUCAUGAAUUCCAGUGUAAAAACAACAAUUGUAUUCCAGAUCACUGGCGGUGUGAUAGCCAAAACGACUGCAGUGAUAAUUCAGAUGAAGAAAACUGUAAGCCACAUACCUGUACAUUGAAAGAUUUUCUCUGUGCCAAUGGGGACUGUGUUUCUUCAAAGUUUUGGUGUGAUGGAGAUUUUGACUGUGCAGAUGGCUCUGAUGAGCCUCUUUCUUCAAUAGAUAUAGUCUUACAGACAUCAAUGUGGGUCAUCAAUUUUCAUGAAACCACAGCUUCUCCUACUUGCUCAUCAAGUGAAUACAUAUGUGCCAGCGGCGGAUGUAUUUCAGCAUCUUUGAAAUGUAAUGGAGAAUAUGAUUGUGCUGAUGGUUCAGAUGAGAUGGACUGUGUGACUGAAUGUAAGGAAGAUCAGUUUCGGUGCAGAAAUAAAGCCCACUGUAUUCCAAUUAGAUGGCUGUGUGAUGGAAUUCACGACUGUGUGGAUGGCAGUGAUGAAGAAAAGUGUGACAGAGGAGGAAAUAUAUGUAGAGCCGAUGAGUUCCUUUGCAAUAAUUCCCUUUGCAAACUACAUUUCUGGGUGUGCGAUGGAGAAGACGACUGUGGAGACAACUCUGAUGAAGCCCCUGAUAUGUGUGUCAAAUUUCUUUGCCCACCCACAAGACCUCACAGAUGCAGAAAUGACAGAAUUUGCCUGCAGUCUGAGCAAAUGUGCAAUGGUAUUGAUGACUGCGGAGACAACUCAGAUGAAGAUCACUGUAGUGGUAAGCUGACUUACAAAGCAAGGCCUUGUAAAAAGGAUGAGUUUGCUUGUAGUAACAGAAAAUGCAUUCCCAUGGACCUCCAGUGUGAUCGACUCGAUGACUGUGGAGAUGGUUCAGAUGAACAAGGCUGCAGAAUACCUUCCACUGCAUAUACCUGUGAAGAUAAUGUGAAUCCAUGUGGAGAUGAUGCAUAUUGUAAUCAAAUAAAAACAUCUGUUUUCUGUCGCUGUAAGCCUGGAUUUCAGACAAACAUAAAAAACAGACAAUGUGAAGACCUUAAUGAAUGUUUGGUGUUUGGCACAUGUUCCCAACAAUGUAUAAAUGUGGAAGGAUCAUAUAAAUGUGUGUGUGACCAGAAUUUUCAAGAAAGAAAUAACACCUGCAUAGCAAAAGGCUCUGAAGAUCAAGUUCUCUACAUUGCUAAUGACACUGAUAUCCUGGGUUUUAUAUAUCCAUUCAACUACAGUGGCGAUCAUCAACAAAUUUCUCAUAUUGAACAUAAUUCAAGAAUAACAGGCAUGGAUGUAUAUUAUCAAAGAGAUAUGAUUAUUUGGAGUACUCAGUUUAAUCCAGGUGGAAUUUUCUACAAAAUGAUCCAUGGCAGAGAAAAAAGGCAAGCGAACAGUGGCUUGAUUUGCCCUGAAUUUAAAAGGCCCAGGGACAUUGCAGUUGACUGGGUUGCUGGAAAUAUUUAUUGGACUGAUCAUUCUAGAAUGCACUGGUUCAGUUACUACACCACUCACUGGACCAGUCUGAGGUACUCUAUCAAUGUAGGGCAGCUGAAUGGCCCCAACUGCACCAGACUCUUAACCAAUAUGGCUGGAGAACCUUAUGCUAUUGCCGUAAAUCCUAAAAGAGGGAUGAUGUACUGGACUGUCAUUGGGGACCACUCCCACAUAGAGGAAGCAGCCAUGGAUGGCACUUUGAGAAGGAUUUUAGUACAAAAGAACUUACAGAGACCCACAGGUCUGGCUGUGGAUUAUUUUAGUGAACGCAUAUACUGGGCUGACUUUGAGCUCUCUAUUAUUGGCAGUGUUCUGUAUGAUGGCUCUGAUUCAGUAGUCUCUGUCAGCAGCAAACAAGGUUUGUUACAUCCACACAGAAUUGAUAUUUUUGAAGAUUAUAUAUAUGGAGCAGGACCUAAAAAUGGUGUUUUUCGAGUACAAAAAUUUGGCCAGGGUUCAGUAGAGUACCUAGCAUUAGAUGUUGAUAAAACAAAAGGUGUUUUGAUAUCUCAUCGCUAUAAACAACUAGGCUUACCCAAUCCGUGCUUGGAUUUAGCAUGUGAAUUCCUCUGCUUGCUGAAUCCUUCUGGGGCCACCUGUGUGUGCCCAGAAGGAAAAUAUUUGAUUAAUGGCACCUGCAAUGAUGACAGCUUGUUAGAUGAUUCAUGUAAACUGACUUGUGAAAAUGGAGGAAGAUGCAUUUUAAAUGAGAAAGGUGAUUUGAGGUGUCACUGUUGGCCUAGUUAUUCGGGAGAAAGAUGUGAAGUCAACCACUGUAGCAACUACUGUCAAAAUGGAGGAACGUGCACACCCUCAGCACUAGGGAGACCCACCUGCACCUGUGCACUGGGGUUCACUGGCCCAAACUGUGGCAAGACAGUCUGUGAGGAUUUUUGUCAAAACGGAGGGACCUGCAUUGUGACUUCUGGGAACCAGCCUCACUGCCACUGCCAGCCUGAAUACACGGGAGACAGAUGUCAGUACUAUGUGUGCCACUACUAUUGUGUGAAUUCUGAGUCUUGUACCAUUGGGGAUGAUGGAAGUGUUGAAUGUGUCUGUCCAACACGCUACGAAGGACCAAAAUGUGAGGUUGACAAAUGUGUAAGGUGCCAUGGGGGACAAUGCAUUGUAAAUAAAGACAGUGAAGAUAUAUUUUGCAACUGCACUAAUGGAAAGAUUGCCUCUAGCUGUCAGUUAUGUGAUGGCUACUGUUACAAUGGUGGCACGUGCCAGCUGGACCCUGAGACAAAUGUACCUGUGUGCCUAUGCUCCACCAACUGGUCAGGCACACAAUGUGAGAGGCCAGCCCCAAAGAGCAGCAAGUCUGAUCAUAUCAGCACAAGAAGCAUUGCCAUCAUUGUGCCUCUUAUCCUCUUGGUGACCUUGAUAACCACCUUGGUAAUUGGUUUAGUGCUUUGUAAAAGAAAAAGAAGGACAAAAACAAUUAGAAGACAACCUAUUAUCAAUGGAGGAAUAAAUGUAGAAAUUGGCAAUCCAUCUUAUAACAUGUAUGAGGUAGAUCAUGAUCACAACGAUGGAGGUCUUUUAGACCCUGGCUUUAUGAUAGAUCCAACAAAGCCAACAAAUUACUCCAAUCCGGUGUAUGCAAAAUUAUAUAUGGAUGGGCAACACUGUCGAAACUCCUUAGGAAGUGUUGAUGAAAGGAAAGAACUACUUCCAAAGAAACUAGAAAUUGGUAUACGAGAGACAGUGGCAUAAUCAAUGAUACCUUUUAUAUACUGUAUAAAUGUAUAAAAUAUAAGGAUUACUUUUGUAUGUUCCAAAAGUAUUAUACUCGUUUUGGCAUCAGCAUUACCUCUUUCUUUAUCUUUUUCCUGGUUAAUUGUUUUCUGAGUUUUUUGGGUUUUGUUUUUUGCUGAUGACUAUUGAUUGGCCAUUUGUAUGAUAUUUUUAUGAAAAAGAACUGCACUACAGUACGAUUUGCAACAAUGCUGCUGAUAUGACACACCUUUGAAUUUGUUAAAAUUAAAAACAACAUAUUCCUUUGUAGUGUGAAUAUAAGCAAUCUAUUUUAUAUGAACUUUUUUGGUUCUACUUAACAAACAGAAUCCCUGCGCUUUUUCAUUCUAUUGUCUGAAAGCUGUAAUACAAUGUUAUUUUAUUUCUCUGUUUAAAUUGAUGGAAGAAUGAUGGAAUGGUCAACUCUCUUCUUUGUGCCCAUGAAGACUGAUUGAGACUCUGCUGAAAAUAUAUAGCUCUCACAAGCUCAGCAUCACCUGCUUUGAAAUUAGACUUAGAU